Messenger RNA from Drosophila serrata, 1449 nucleotides. It is a transcript of the gene Yp3, whose product is annotated as Yolk protein 3. Gene Ontology annotation, biological process: lipid catabolic process. The record is from RefSeq and is a predicted model, not a curated record. Gene Ontology annotation, molecular function: serine hydrolase activity; lipase activity. NCBI's taxonomy places the organism in Eukaryota, Metazoa, Arthropoda, Insecta, Diptera, Drosophilidae.
GAGACCAUCAAACGUCGUUCUACGUUUGGCCCGAUCUGAUCCACCGUUUGUCUCCGAGAUGAGUCUGCGACUGUGCCUGCUGGCCUGCCUCCUGGUGGCGGCCCAAGCCUCCAAGGAUGCCAACAUGCAGCUGAAGCCAACCAGGUGGUUAACCACUUCCGAUUUGGAGAGUGUGCCCUCCCUGAAUGACAUCACCUGGGAGCGUUUGGAGAGCCAGCCCCUGGAGCAGGGUGCCAAGCUGAUUGAGAAAAUCUACCACGUUGGCCAAAUCAAGCACGAUCUGACCCCCAGCUUUGUGCCCAGCCCCAGCAACGUGAACGUGUGGAUCGUCAAGUCCAAUGGCCAAAAGGUGGAGGCUAAGCUGAACAACUAUGUGGAGAUUGCCAAGUCUCAGCCUGGUUUCGGCGAGGAUGAGGUUACCAUUGUCCUGACCGGUCUGCCCCAGAAUAGCCAGCCCGCCAAGAAGGCCAUGCGUAAGCUGGUCCAGGCCUAUGUCCAGCGUUACAACCUCCAGCAGCUGCAGAAGAAUGCCCAGGAGCAGCAGAUCAAGACCACGGAUUACGAUUAUACCAGCAGCGAGGAGACAGCCGAUCAGUGGAAGUCGGCCAAGACCUCCAGCGGCGAUUUGAUCAUCAUUGACCUGGGCUCUACCCUGACGAACUUCAAGCGUUACGCCAUGCUGGAUGUGGCCAACACUGGUGCCAUGAUCGGCCAGACCCUGGUCGAGCUGACCAACAAGGGUGUGCCCCAGGAGAUUAUCCAUUUGAUUGGCCAGGGUAUUGCCGCUCAUGUUGCCGGUGCUGCUGGUAACAAGUUCACCUCCGAAACUGGACACAAGCUCCGCCGCAUCACUGGUUUGGACCCUGCCAAGCUGCUGUCCAAGCGUCCCCAGACCCUUGUGGGAUUGUCCCGCGGUGAUGCCGACUUUGUUGAUGCCAUCCAUACAUCCAGCUUUGCCAUGGGUAGCCCCAUUCGCUGCGGUGAUGUUGAUUUCUAUCCCAAUGGACCCUCGGUCGCUGUGCCCGGCUCUGAGAAUGUGAUCGAGGCUGUGGCCCGUGCCACCCGCUACUUUGCCGAGUCCGUGCGUCCCGGUAGCGAGCGCAACUUCCCCGCCGUCCCCGCCAACUCGCUGAAGCAGUACAAGGAGCAGGAUGGCUUCGGCAAGCGUGCCUACAUGGGUCUGCAGACCGAUUUCGAUCUGCGCGGCGACUACAUCCUGCAGGUGAACGCCCAGAGUCCCUUCGGUCAGCGCAGCCCCGCCCUCAAGCAGGCCGCCUACCACGGUGUCCAUCGUGCCCAGAACUAAGGGAGUUCCCCUAGUUCGAUCCAACCGGACAGGGUCACCGGUCUGGCCAUGUCCGUCGUCCGAUACUCAGAAAAAACACCCGGAAAAAUGUAGUCUAGUGAAGAGUUCCAUUGAACAAAAAAACUAAAAAAAAAAUAAUUAAA